Molecule: messenger RNA, 609 nt
Organism: Schistocerca serialis cubense
Lineage: Eukaryota; Metazoa; Arthropoda; Insecta; Orthoptera; Acrididae
Exons: 1
Coding region: 1-609 (202 amino acids)
Source: RefSeq, a predicted model, not a curated record
AUGGAGUCUGUUUCUGUGCACACAAAAGGAGAGCGAUUAUGUGAGGAGAAUUUUGCGAAAAUCAUUCAGGGGAAUGCAAAUGGUAGAUUCUUGGUGAAACUACCAGUGAAAGAUAAUCAUGGAGGACUGGGAGAGUCUGUAAAUAAUGCUACACGCUGCUCACAACGCUUAGAGAGAAGGCUACAGCGACAACCAGCAUUAAGGGCACAGUAUGUCAGUUUCAUGAGAGCAUAUAAAGGUUUGAGUCAUAUGGAACUGGUGACCACAAAUAUGGAGAACUGCACGUAUUACAUGUCACAUCACGCAGUGCUUAAAGAACCAAGCAGUACUGCUGAACUUCGACUAUUUUUUAAUGCCCCAGCAAAGACAUCAUCAAACAGUUCCCUCAAUGACAUUUUGAUGUUUGGACCAACCGUACAAGAUGACUUAUAUUCAAUUGUCCUGUGGUUCCAAACACACAAAUAUGCUUGCAUUGCUGACCUUACAAAAAUGUGUAGACAGAUUGAAGUUGGAAAGGUAGAUAAAGACCUACAAAGAAUUCUAUGGCGUGAGUCUCCCAACGAACCAAUCAAGGCCUAUCGUUUAACAACAGUCACUACCAGAAGAUGA